Messenger RNA from Penaeus monodon (black tiger shrimp), 1515 nucleotides. RefSeq names its product replication protein A 70 kDa DNA-binding subunit-like. Gene Ontology annotation, molecular function: damaged DNA binding; single-stranded telomeric DNA binding. The record is from RefSeq and is a predicted model, not a curated record. Gene Ontology annotation, biological process: telomere maintenance via telomerase; double-strand break repair via homologous recombination; nucleotide-excision repair. NCBI's taxonomy places the organism in Eukaryota, Metazoa, Arthropoda, Malacostraca, Decapoda, Penaeidae. Gene Ontology annotation, cellular component: DNA replication factor A complex; nucleus.
GUCACUCCCUGCCAUGAAGCUAGUGACAUUCCCAGCAUGCAGUUCAAUUUUGUCCCUCUGGAUCAGCUAGAGUCUCUGGAGAAAGACACCAUCAUUGAUAUUAUUGGUGUGUGCAAGGAUGCUAUGGAAGUAGCCUCUAUUACAUCAAAGGCCUCUGGCAAAGAAUUAAGGAAGAGAGAUGUGCAGGUAGUUGAUGAUACAAAUAGAGAGGUACGUCUUACCCUUUGGGGACGUCAAGCAGAAAACUUUGAUGGAACACAGCAACCCGUGUUGGCUGUGAAGGGUGCAAAAUUGUCAGAUUUCAAUGGACGUUCUUUGUCUUUGCUGUCCUCAUCACACUACAGGUAUUUUAUCAACCCAGAUAUCCGUGAGGCCCACAAAUUGAAGGGGUGGUUUGAUAAUGGAGGCAACACAGCAGAGACAGUCAACCUUUCCAAUCAGCGUGGUGGUGGUUCAGCAGGUAUGGGCUCCAACUUCAAGACAUUUGGUGAGGCCAAGCUGGAGAACUUGGGUAGUGGAGAUCAAGCUGAUUAUUACACCACAAAGGCUUCUGUUGUGUUGAUACGCAAGGAGAACUGUCUUUAUUCAGCUUGUCCCUCAGAUGGUUGCAACAAGAAGGUGGUCGACAUGAACAAUGGUCUUUACAGAUGUGAGAAGUGUAACCGCGAAUAUGAUAGCUUCAACUGGCGAUUGAUGUUGUCUGUGAGCCACCUUGCUGAUAUAUCAGACAAUCAAUGGGUAACAGUUUUCCAAGAUCAGGCUGAGAUGCUCCUUGGAACCACCAGCUCAGAACUAGGCUUCAUGCGAGAGAAUAACCCAGACAACUUCCAAAACAUCUUCACAGACGCAGCUUUCAAGAACUUUUCCUUCAAGCUUCGUGUCAAAAUGGAGACUUACAAUGAUGAGAGCAGAUUGAAGACGACAGUAGUAGCCUGCAGCCCCCUUGAACCAAGAGAGUACAACCGUCGCCUUAUCUCAGAAAUUAAACAGAUGUCAGGACAGGCCUAAUUUUCGUUUUCUCGACUUCAAAACAUUUUAAGUGUUUAUUUUGAGAAGGAAUAAAUAAUGAAACCUGACUUCUAUGAGUUCUAAGAUAUCUUUUUUGUGGAAGAGAAGUAUUAAAUAUGUUAAAAAGAAGUUAUGUACCUAGUAUUUCCUGUGUUACUCUUGGUACUUAGCUUAACAGAAAGGCAUGUUUUACUGUGAAAAUGUCCAGUGAAUAAUAAAAAAUAUAACCAUAUGUAAUUAACUUUGAGUAAAUUAUCUUAUUUGAUAUUUAGAUGAUAAGAAAUAAAGUAUCAAUAUUAUAGUUAGUCUUUGGUUCUUGAUUUCUUUAUAGACAUGAUCAAGUUCAUAUUUCUAUAUGUAUGUUCUCAUUACUAUAUGUAUAUGCUUUUGAUAACCAAAAAAAUUGUAUUUUAUUAGUUUUUAUUAUGGUUAUUAUUUUUACAUCUCGGGCCAUGGAACUUUAAAAUCCGCAUUUUUUUUAUGUAGAUGAAUAUAUCUGUGUGUUUA